CAGGUGGAUUUUCUAACUGAAGGUACGACACGUUACACAGUAAAGCGAUUAUUUUCUGAGGAGAAUCUUUAGAUGUUUUUUUUUAAGAGCAACUACAAGAUAAUACUGUAGGUGGCAGUGUUAUUAAUAACACGUAUCGAGUUGAACCAACCUUUAUUUUGAAAAACUAUUCAGGAUGUACGCGACAUUGUUUUUAGAACAAAAACAAGAAAUAGCUAGCUAGCUGCAGUUUGUGGGAAGUCUAAACAGUUUGACUUAACACUGCAAUGCAAAUUAGUAUUCAUAGGUUUAUUACAUAUAGUUUCAAUUGCCAAGGACAUGUCCAACACCGUUGCCUUUCAUGCUCAGUUGGCCUCCAUCGUUGAGGUUUUGGCGAAUACAGCCGUUGCAGAAAUAUGCAAACUUGUAGAUGACGGUUAUGCUACGUUACGUUUGGAAAUCAGUAACAGCCAGAAAGAAAUCGACAACCUUCGGAGGAAGCUGCUCUUGACAAAAUUCCAGAAUUCCCGACGAAGCGCUGAGAGAUUUGGAGCCCUACGACGCACGGUUCACAGGCGCGUGGACAACGAUCAUGUUGCCAGGGCAAAGGAAAGCCUGGAAGGAAAGUCGACUGGCGGACAUGGAUAUUCGGAGAAUCGUUUUACCGACAGUGAAGGUGGCCACUUUACCCAGGAAGUCACCAACCAGGAUAGGGGAAUGCAGAUGGAAGAUGUACAAGAGGCACCUCUUAUCAAAACAGAGAAGCUGGACACUAGCAGAACAGAAGUGACUGUCCAGCCAGUCGAGGAGAGAACAGAUAACAUUAUUGUGUUAGAGCCAGGUGCUUCUUCAUCAACUGAAACCACCAAGCUUAUAGACCAGCAAGGAAACGGAUGCAAAACCUCUGACACUGCACUGGGCAUAGAACCCGAAAACCCGACAUUCCAGCAUCAAACGUCACAGUACAGAGCAAGACAGGACCCGCAGGUUGCUGAGUGUGUGAACUGGGAAACUGAUAAUCAACCGUUACCAUACAGCCUGUCUCAGUGGGCGGGGGGCCAGGAGAGUGACCGCCGAACUGUGAAAGAUCCUUACAAUUCUGGGCCAGAUUCGUUGAAGCCGUCUGCACACCAAGAGAGGCUAGGGGAGCCAGGUGACCCUGGGGUCUGCAUACCCACUUCGGGUUCUCUGGACUGGGUCCCUGAUGUGGUACUCGUGGACUCGGUUCCCAUUAAAGUAGAGGCAGACAUGAGUACAGGGUGGAGUAUAAUUGGGCAAGACGCAACCUCUGGAGAACUCUGUUCAGAGGGCCGGCAUCUUUUGAACAGCCGAGGAGUGGGAAUGAACUCUGGACAGACAAAGGGUCCCUCUGACACUCAGACCGCAGAGCAAGGCCGAACUGUAGGAUCGAGGACCAAGUUCCCCGAUUUCAACGGACUGUCCAGUCGAAACAGCUUCCCAUCCCCAAGAGUUACUGUCCACCAGGUUGGCCAUAGAGGGCAAGCGCCGACGCCAAAUUUUAACCGAGCCUUGGCUUCAUCGUCGAAGGGCCUGGAGAAGCCGCUGCAGCAGCUGACGUCUCGCUCGGCCAAGCGGCAGCUCCGGUGCAACCUCUGCGGAAAGCCCUUCCCCCAGCCGGCGUACCUGCGGAGACACAUGAGGGUGCACACGGGCGAGAAGCCAUAUGGCUGCAGCCACUGCGCCAAGCGCUUCUCACACAGCCACCAGCUGAAGAUGCACGAGAGGGUUCAUACCGGGGAAAAGCCGUUCCACUGCGUCUUCUGCGGGAAGUGCUUCACCCAGUCCGGACACAUGAAGAGGCACCUCCUUGUCCACACUGGCGGCAGGCCGCAGGAUGUUGGGCUGCCCGAAAUACAGAACUGACAUGAAAUCAGCAUCCAGAGGCAAAACUGAAACCUUUAUACCCAGAGCGGUUUUCCUCAGCACACAUCCAGACCAGAGAUUGAAGAUCUUAAAGAUUUUAAACUUCCUUAUGAAUUUGUAUAGGUGCUGUUGUGAAUGAACGUAAUUAAAAAUGAUUCAGUUAAUUUCCAUUUGCCUCUUAACCCUAUUGAAUAUGUAUUUACUAUCAGACUGAUAUUAAGCUAAGUAGUCUGUCAUACUGUUUUAAAAAUAUAAAUAAAAUGAAUUAAUGAAA
Esox lucius (northern pike) is the source of this 2137-nucleotide messenger RNA. Its product is annotated as zinc finger and SCAN domain-containing protein 22-like. NCBI's taxonomy places the organism in Eukaryota, Metazoa, Chordata, Actinopteri, Esociformes, Esocidae. The transcript is spliced from 4 exons. Gene Ontology annotation, cellular component: nucleus. Gene Ontology annotation, molecular function: DNA-binding transcription factor activity, RNA polymerase II-specific; RNA polymerase II cis-regulatory region sequence-specific DNA binding. Gene Ontology annotation, biological process: regulation of transcription by RNA polymerase II. Bases 319 to 1863 code for a protein of 514 amino acids. The record is from RefSeq and is a predicted model, not a curated record.